AUGAAAUGCCAGAUGAAGGCUGUGCGGGCUAACCAACCAGCCUCAGUUUUUGUGUGUUUAUUUUUGUUUUAUUUAUUUUGUGUUGCUCUCUUCCCACAGGAGCACAGAGGCAGUGUUAAACCUUUCGUCAACUUCAAUGCCAAACAUGAUGCUGAAAUCCUGCAUAAAGCCAUGAAAGGAAUCGGUACGGAUGAAGACGCCAUCCUCAUGCUUCUGGCUGCACGUAGCAACGAUCAGCGCCAGCAAAUUAAAGCAGCCUACAAGAAGGCGUAUGGAAAGGAUUUGGUCAGCGCCUUGAAAUCGGAGCUCGGUGGACUGUUUGAGAGUCUGAUCGUUGCGUUGAUGACCCCUCCAGCCUUAUACGAUGCUACCCAGCUGCACAAAGCUCUAAAGGGCGCCGGGACUGAUGACGAUGUGCUGAUUGAGAUCCUGGCCUCCAGGAGCGGAGAACAGAUUAAAGAUAUCAUCAAAGUCUACAAGAAAGAGUUCAGCGGCAAGCUGGAGAAAGAUAUCUGCGGUGACACCUCGGGGCACUAUCAGAAACUACUGGUGAUCCUCCUGCAGGGGAGCAGGGAGGAGGGAGUGGACGAGGAAAAGAUAGAGAAAGACGCUAAGGACUUGUACGCCGCUGGGGAAGGCAAGUUUGGCACAGAUGAGGAAAAAUUCAUCACAAUCCUUGGCAACAGGAGCGCAGAGCAUCUCAGGAAAGUGUUUGAUGCAUACCAGAAAAUCUCCGGCUCUGAUAUCGAGGACAGCGUUAAAGGAGAGACCACAGGGAAUCUGGAGAACUUGCUUCUCGCUGUUGUGAAAUGUGCCAGAAGUGUACCAGAGUUUUUUGCUGAAGGCCUGUAUAAAUCAAUGAGGCGUGCUGGAACUGAUGACGAGACCCUGAUGAGGAUUAUGGUGUCAAGGAGUGAGGUGGACAUGUUGGACAUCAGAGCCGUCUUCAAGAAGAAGUAUGGAGAGUCUCUUUACACCACUAUCCAGGAGGACACAGGUGGAGACUACCAAAAGGCUCUGCUCUACCUCUGUGGUGGGAAUGAUUAA
Cheilinus undulatus (humphead wrasse) is the source of this 1047-nucleotide messenger RNA. It is a transcript of the gene anxa5a, whose product is annotated as annexin A5a. Bases 1 to 1047 code for a protein of 348 amino acids. Gene Ontology annotation, cellular component: cytoplasm. Gene Ontology annotation, molecular function: calcium-dependent phospholipid binding; calcium ion binding. The transcript has 11 exons. The record is from RefSeq and is a predicted model, not a curated record. Lineage: Eukaryota; Metazoa; Chordata; Actinopteri; Labriformes; Labridae. Gene Ontology annotation, biological process: negative regulation of coagulation.